CGGCCGGAGGGGCCGGGGGGGGGAGCUAUGACGUCAGCUUCCACCAAGGUGGGCGAGAUCUUCUCGGCCGCCGGCGCCGCCUUCUCCAAGCUGGGGGAGCUGACGAUGCAGCUGCACCCCGUGGCCGACUCCUCGCCGGCCGGGGCCAAGUGGACGGAGACGGAGCUGGAGCUGCUGGGCGCGGCGGUGCAGCGCUUCUGCGAGGACCUGCAGCGCAUCAGCGCCCUCAUCAAGGACCGCACGGUGGCGCAGCUCAAGGCGACGGCCAAGCGCAAGGCCUACGAGGACAGCGGGGUGGCCCUGCCCCCCGACUGCUCCCCCAAGAAGGGGGGGCGCAAGGGCCCCGGCGGCCCCCCCGCCCCGGGGGGGGCCCUGCCCGACCCCCCCGGCAAGAAGCAGAAGGUCUCGG
Nothoprocta perdicaria is the source of this 409-nucleotide messenger RNA. It is a transcript of the gene BACC1, whose product is annotated as chromosome unknown C17orf49 homolog. The annotation marks the transcript as partial. The transcript is spliced from 4 exons. Gene Ontology annotation, cellular component: NURF complex; MLL1 complex. Lineage: Eukaryota; Metazoa; Chordata; Aves; Tinamiformes; Tinamidae. The record is from RefSeq and is a predicted model, not a curated record.